ACUCUUGUUGGACUUGACCACCGAAAUCUUGGAACGGCGAAAUUUCCAAGUGCUCAUAACAAAUUAAAGUCGCGAGCCGCACAGCGCGAUCACAAUCACAGACACUUUAAAGUCAGGCAACCACAACCACAAACUCUUCUUGCGUUCAAACCAUCAGAGCAAUAAACGGAGCAGCACCGAGAGACCGCCAUGGCCGCCGACCUGCCGGUCUACCUGCUGCUCGCGGUCCUCCUCGCCAUCCCGCUCGUCCUCUUCAUCGCCAGAACACGCCCGGCGCCUCGCAGCCCAGGCGCCGGCGCGGGGCGGCUCCCGCCGGGCCCGUGGGCGCUGCCGGUCAUCGGCCACCUGCACCACCUCGCCGGCGCGCUCCCGCACCGCGCCCUGCGCGACCUCGCGCGCCGCCACGGCCCGCUCAUGGCGCUCCGCCUCGGCGAGCUCCCGGUCGCGGUGGCCUCGUCCCCGGACGCCGCCCGCGAGGUCAUGCGGACCCACGACGCCGCGUUCGCGUCGCGGCCGCUGAGCCCCAUGCAGGAGCUCGCGUACCAGGGCGCCGAGGGCGUCAUCUUCGCGCCCUACGGCGAGGGGUGGCGCCGGCUCCGGAGCAUUUGCACGCUGGAGCUCCUCAGCGCCCGCCGCGUCCAGUCCUUCCGCGCCGUCCGCGAGGACGAGGCCGGGCGCCUCCUCCGCGCCGUCGCGGCGGCCGCGGCGGCGGCGGCGCCGGUCAACCUGAGCGAGCGCGUGGCGGCGUACGUCGCGGACUCCACGGUGCGCGCCAUCAUCGGCAGCCGGUUCGAGCACCGCGACGCGUACCUGCGGAUGCUGCAGGAGGGGCUCAAGAUCGUGCCCGGGAUGACCCUGCCGGACCUCUUCCCGUCCUCGCACCUCGCCCGGCUCCUCAGCCGCGUCCCAGCCCAGAUCGAGGGCCAUCGCCGUGGCAUGCGGCAGUUCAUCGACACCAUCAUCGCGGAGCACCGGGAGAGCAGGGCGUCCGGCAACGACAACGACGAGGACUUGCUCGACGUCCUCCUGAGACUCCAAAAGGAAGUCGACUCCCAGUAUCCGUUGACUACCGAGAACAUCAAGACCGUCAUGCUUGACAUGUUUGGCGCCGGUAGCGAGACGUCGGCGACGACACUGCAGUGGGCGAUGGCGGAGCUGCUGCGAAACCCAAGAGUGAUGCGGAAGGCGCAGGACGAGGUCCGGCGAGCCCUCGCCGGCCACGACAAGGUGACAGAGGACAAGCUAGCCAGCCUCCACUACCUCCCGCUCGUCAUCAAGGAGACGCUCCGGCUGCACCCGCCGGCGCCACUACUCCUACCACGCAGAUGCGGCAGCGCAUGCCGGGUGCUCGGGUUCGACAUCCCCGAGGGAACCAUGGUGAUCGUGAACGCAUGGGCGAUCGGCAGGUACCCAGGGCACUGGGACAGGCCCGACGAGUUCUCGCCGGAGAGGUUCGAGGAGAGUGGAAGGGACUUCAGAGGGACGGACUUCGAGUUCAUACCGUUCGGCGCCGGGCGGCGGAUGUGCCCCGGCAUGGCGUUCGGGCUGGCGCACGUCGAGCUGGCCCUCGCGGCGCUGCUGUUCCACUUCGACUGGGAGCUACCGGGAGGGAUGGCGGCCGAGGAGCUCGACAUGACCGAAGCGUUCGGGGUCACGACGCAGCUGCGGUCUGACCUUGUGGUUGUACCUCGUGUCCCGGUGUCCACUGGGUGAACAUAGAUUUUUUUUUUCCAAGGAGGUUACAGAGUUAGCGUAGCUUUAUUCGAGAAAAUUUAGUGUCACGCUUGUGACAAAAAAGGAGAAGGAAUUAGUUGUGGCGGGAAAAGCUGAAUAUUGGGUUAAAAAAUUAGGUAGGGGUAUACUUUCAAGGUUUUUUUUCCCGAAACA
Messenger RNA from Setaria italica (foxtail millet), 1887 nucleotides. Its product is annotated as premnaspirodiene oxygenase. The transcript has 2 exons. The coding region runs from base 190 to 1713 and encodes 507 amino acids. NCBI's taxonomy places the organism in Eukaryota, Viridiplantae, Streptophyta, Magnoliopsida, Poales, Poaceae. The record is from RefSeq and is a predicted model, not a curated record. Gene Ontology annotation, molecular function: iron ion binding; monooxygenase activity; oxidoreductase activity, acting on paired donors, with incorporation or reduction of molecular oxygen.